Molecule: messenger RNA, 6453 nt
Organism: Esox lucius (northern pike)
Lineage: Eukaryota; Metazoa; Chordata; Actinopteri; Esociformes; Esocidae
Gene: adarb2
Product: adenosine deaminase RNA specific B2 (inactive)
Exons: 10
Coding region: 336-2651 (771 amino acids)
Biological process (GO): adenosine to inosine editing; RNA processing
Cellular component (GO): cytoplasm; nucleolus
Molecular function (GO): double-stranded RNA binding; tRNA-specific adenosine deaminase activity; double-stranded RNA adenosine deaminase activity
Source: RefSeq, a predicted model, not a curated record
GCAGAGGUGCAGAAAACUACCGCGCUUCAUACACCCUGCGCGAGGGGAGGCGGCACCACGCCAGUGAGUGUGAGCUGUCGCGCUGUGCUGAAAAUACAACGGUCGCUGUGGUCGAGGUUUGCAGGAAUUCCAGGGGUAAUUGUGCUCACAGAGCUCUAGCGUUGAGACGCACGCACUGUUUGGUUACAAGAGUUACAGAAGGGAAUAUAGAGAAGUCUUACAAAUCUACAGCGUCACCGAGGACUGUUUUAUUUGACUAAGUGAUAAGAAGAAGCAACUAACGAGAAACCUCGAACAGAACAAGUUAUUCCGCGAGUUUCUCCACCGUAAUUACGAUGGCAUCAGUUCUCGGAAACAGCACCCGCGCCUCAGGAACUCCAAACAACCAAGUCAAAUGCAAGUUCAAAAGGAGAAGGAGAAGAAGGUCGAAGAGAAAAGAGAAAGUCAGCAUGCUCUCUGCAUUGAUUGCUCCCUUCAAGUACAUGGUCCCUGGGACCACCAGCACAGAGGACGAGGACACUUUAAGUACCAGCAGUGCUGAGGUCAAAGAGAACCGGAACAUUGGUAACCUAGAGGACUGUUCCAUCGUCCCCAGCGACCGCCAGUCACUAUUCAGAUCGGACGUGUCUAGAGGCGGGACUUCUGGUGUAAAAAGAAAGCGGCCAUUGGAGGAGGACAAUAAUGGACACCUGUGUAAACUCCGUCUUAUCUACAAGAAACUAUCAUGGUCGGACUCACCAAAGAAUGCCCUGGUGCAGCUCAACGAGCUGAGGCCGGGCCUCCAGUACCGCGUGGUCUCCCAGACAGGCCCUGUCCACGCUCCCCUCUUCUCCAUCGCUGUUGAGGUCAACGGCCUCACCUUUGAGGGCACGGGGCCCACCAAGAAGAAGGCCAAGAUGAGGGCAGCUGAGCUGGCCCUCAAGUCCUUCAUUCAGUUCCCCAACGCUCCUCAGGCUCACCUGGUCACGGGUAACCACGCUAACCCCUCCGCCGACUUCACCUCAGACCAGGCUACUGACUUCCCGGACACCCUGUUCAAGGAGUUUGAGCCAUCAUCGUGCGGAGGCGUAGUCGGCGAGAGCUUCUCCCUCUACCGGUCGGCGUCAGAUAAGAGCGAUCUGCGGCUGUCAAGCGCCCUACGUCACGGCCGAUUACUCCGCCACACGUUGGACCUAAUGGUGCAGGCCAAGCAACGGCUGGCAGGGGUCCCCGUGACUGCCCCCACCGAGGCACCCAAGAGCCCCGUGGUGCUACUCAACGAACUGCGCCCAGGCCUGAGGUACGCGUGCCUUUCGGAAAGGACGGAGGGCCGGAGGGCGCAAAGCUUCGUCAUGGCCGUGCGUGUGGACGGGAGGAUAUUCGAGGGCACUGGGCGGAGCAAGAAGCUGGCCAAGAUCCAGGCGGCCCAGUGUGCUUUGCAGGCCCUCUUCAACAUCAGGCUGGCUCCUGAGGGGAGAGGCCUCAAACCCAGCAGGAAUAGAUGCCCUCAUUUACCCCAGGAUUUUGCCGACUCAAUAUUCCGCUUGGUGAGGGAGAAAUACCACGAACUGGCAGACAGCUUCAGUCCCGUGCAUGCACGACUCAGAACCCUGGCAGGCAUCGUAAUGACCAGAGGUCUGGACCUGAGACAAGCUCAAGUGGUUGCGUUAUCUACUGGCACCAAAUGUAUCAAUGGAGAAUACAUCAGUGACAAGGGACUGGUUGUGAACGACUGUCACGCUGAAAUCACAGCCAGGAGAGCCUUGGUUCGCUACCUCUACUCACAGUUAGAGCUCUUCUUAAGCAAAAGGCGAGAGGACUGGGAAGAAUCCAUAUUCGUCCGUCAUAAGGAGUCAGAGUACCGGUUAAGGGACAACAUCCAUUUCCAUAUGUACAUCAGCACGUCGCCUUGCGGAGAUGCUCGCCUCAACUCACCCUACGAAAUCACCACUGACCUACAUAGCAGCAGACACCUGGUAAAGAAGUUCCACAGCCGUCUGAGGACCAAGAUAGAAUCCGGGGAAGGGACCCUGCCUUUGAGGUCUUCCCGGGGGGCCAUCCAGACCUGGGAUGGGGUCCUACAGGGAGAACAGCUCAUCACCAUGUCCUGCACAGACAAGAUCACCAGAUGGAAUGUCCUAGGACUGCAGGGGGCGUUGUUGAGUCACUUUGUUGAGCCAGUGUAUCUCCACAGCCUGACUGUGGGUAGCCUGAUGCACCCAGGACACUUCAAAAGGGUGAUGAGUCAUAGACUGGAGCGCCUCGGACCGCUGCCCACCACCUACAGGCGAAACCAGCCCCUACUCAGCGGUCUUAGCGUCAGCAGUGAGUGUCGUCAGCCAGGGAAGUCUCCGUGUGUCAGCGUGAACUGGACGUUUGGGGACGGUCAGCUGGAGGUGGUCAACACGGCCACAGGGCGGCGGAGGGACUCAGGGACGCCGUCCAGGCUCUGCAAGCAUGCCCUGUUCACACGCUGGGUGAGGCUGUACCGCAAGUUUAGUAUCCAUGCUUCGGGGCCCAUGGAGCAGCCACUGGUUUACUGUGAGGCCAAGAUGGCUGCCGGCUCCUACCAGACUGUCAAACAGCAGUGGUUCAGAUCGCUACAUGAGACAGGCCUGGGGACCUGGGUGAAGAAACCUCCGGAGCAGGAAAGCUUCCUGCUACAGGACUGAGACAGACCAGAGGUUGGACACGCGUUCUUCCGUCUUUUUGCGCGUGUGCGUAGUAGGAGCAUGAGGCAGCUGGACUUUGGUUUGCUCUAGAAGCCUCCAUCACCUCCUCUACGAAAGCCACCUGUCUCAAUGCUCGUUCGAGACCCACCGCAUCCUAAAAGGAAAGGGCGGGUGAAAGAAAGAAAAUGGCUUUGAUUGGACCUCUCCUGCCGUAUCCCUCCGACCCUCCAACCCCCCUCUCCGGUCCCUGGUUGUCACAUCUGAGCCGGGGAAAAUGCAGGAAAGAAGGCAGGAUAACCUUGGUCUAAGUGAAAGGCAGCCGCUAUCUUGUCAUCAGCCAUUUGGGGCAGCGGUGCCCCAGCAGAGCUCUAGCAGGACGUGGGACAGGGCCAGCCAAUUACAAGGCUGUCACUGUGACGUGUGACGGACGGAAAGAGAGGGACCACAGAGUACAGCUCACCAAUACAUACGCAGACACCAAGAGACAUCGUCGGCACACGCUUCUAUCACACGUCGCUCACCUAUUUCUCUCCUCUUUCACAGACAUCUCUCUCAUCUAUAUUCAACCCCACCCAUUUUUCAUCUGUCUCCUCCCAUUUCUUCAUCUCCUUACCUUUCAACCCCUUUUGGUCCAACUGAUCCUCUAUACCACCUUAAAUCUUUUAGGGAUUUCAUUCUUUCUCCAUCUUCUCUCGAUUAUUACAUGUCACAAAACCAAGCUAUAAGUUCUGACAUGGGCACUACAGGUUAAUACGACCUCCUCUUUAGUGACAAAAAGGGAAUAAAAGAAAAUGGAGGUGUUAGCGAAGAAAGGCAACAUAACUGCUGCCAUUAGUCCACACCUGGGUUUACCUUUCAGAUAUUAAACUACAGAAAUCAUAGCUGUUUUAGAAUAUCUCCCAUUGUAUAAAAGUGUUGGUAUCCUUUUUACCUUUGUCCUUUCUCUUUUGAGGCCUCUCGCUGUAGCAAACGUGGAGCGUUUUUUUAUUUGUUGCCACAUAUGCGUUGAUAAAGGUUGAUCAACUCAAAAUGGAGGAGCUGUGAGCGUUGACUUUGCACAAAUGUAUUAAGGUUGUGACCAUAGCUGGGCCCAGUUAAUUAAAAACUUAACUUUGUUAACUGUUAAUCCGAUCACCAAAAAAGUUAACUUUGAUAACCGUUAAUUCGUUAAAUUGUUGAAAAUGUAAUGAAGUCAGCAAUUAAAGUUAACAUAAAGUUUUAUUAUGGCAAAAACAAAUUGGGGGUAUUUUUAAUUAGUUAUCUUUUGAACUGUAUGUGCUAGAAGCUGGCAUUUUUUCCAUUGGAUUCCUGACUUCCUGAAAUGACAUUACAUUCAUUCUUUUCCACUGAAGUUGAUGUUACCCCAUUUUUGGAAGGUUUCGCCCCAGCAUAACAAUGAGUAGCCAAUCCAUUUCACAGGUACUAGAGAGACAUUCUUUGUUGGACAAACACAAAUGAUGUUUACGACACACAAAUAGUUGCUUGCAAGUAAUACAAGGGCUCCCGAGUGUUUUUUCACUCUUGACUAUAUGAAGGCUCGAAACUAACGCGCAAUCUUUCUGCAAAGAAAUGCAUUUUUGACUUUGAAAAUAGCCUCUAGAUAUUCAGCACAGCAAGCACUGUAUUUGUUCUCGUUCCCCACUCUGGACUGAAGCAAAAAUUUGCUUAGACUCUAGAGGAUUUUAAAAGUAUUUUUAUUAGGUUUUUGGGUUAGCGGACUUGAAUUAACGGAAGUUAAAUGUAACAGAAGUUAAAUAGUCUGAUAAUGAUGAAUUAGUCUGAAACAUUAAAUCGUUAACAAAAAUGUUUACUUCGUUGAUUAACCGGUUAACAGUUUGGUGCCCGGCUCUGGUUGUGACCUAGUAGUGCUAUAGUAGCUUUGCUGCCAGAGUUAUUAGAGUUGUUACUUGAGUUAUGGGAGGGACACAGAAUAGACUGUUGUUCAACCUUUUAAUGGGAGAAUAACAAUCAAUACAACUCAUCAAAAUGCAGUUUGGUCUUUUGUUGCAGAGUGGUUAGCUCCCUGUUGAACCCAGUAUGUAGCCCAGGUGCUGAAAAGUAGCUGCUCACCAUCUCCCCAAGCCAGUCUCUAAAAGUCCAGAACUCUAGAACAAAUUUCAACCGUAGAACACAGACGUGUCAUUCUCUGCCAUGUCUGCCGAUGUUGACAGCCUAGGCUUUGUUCAUUUCAAAUGUCUCAGUUCAAUCCUUGUUUAAUUUUGCAAUCAGUUACAUUUUAGUAUUACAAAAUGUCAUAACAUUUGUUUAUUUUUUUCCAUGUGUGAUGUCGAACAUAGGAUAAGGUCAGUAAAUAUACACACAUUAACUUUGUGUUGUUUUAAUCUUACCCUCACUAGGACUGAUCAGGAUGAGGUGGGGCUAGAGAAAUUAAACACAGCAACAGCAACACCUAGUGGCCAUGAGCAUUACAACAGGCAUUACAUCUCAGUAAUUCUGUACAUCACUCUCCUCUUCUAGUGUGGAGAUCAUCUUUUGGGCAGGUAGGCUCACACACAGAGACACACACACUUUACACACAUACAUACCAACACUUUGAUACUGUUCCAACCAGACAAAACCACUCAUUAGCGUUUUCCACAGUAAAAAUGUAACAUUAGAUGGCAUGGGGCAGGUCUUUUGAAAACUGGAUUCAAUAUACAAAGACAAAAUAUUUAUAGAAUGCCUCAUUUAAAUGUAAAAGUUACCUGAGAUUGACGACAUGUGCAGAGUUUACUGAGGUUGUGAUCUAACAGUCUUAAAGGUCCAUUCCGGUCACAUGAUAAAAUCUGAAGCAGUAGAAGACAGAAUAGCUAACAUCCAAUUCUAGCCUGUUUAAAGAGACAAAGUAGUGUAUCCCCCUGCCCAAAUUACCUGUGGCUAAACCUAAUUUUGUUUGGGAUUGUGAUUAGUGGUCAAGUGUCUGAGACAGGAUGCGAUCCAGGCGCGAAUCUAGGAUUACAAGACACUCUAGGCUUAGCCCAGACCAAAGCUGUGUGGGGUAGGGUGUGCCCACAAAACAAAAAAUAAACCUGGGGCUGAAGCUCAAGAAACCCAGGUCUAACGACGCCACUGGUGAGGAUACUUUUUUUAAACCGUGUAUUUGGAGGAGAUUUAUAGUUUCAAUGCUGUGAUCAUGUGACCAGAGUCCACCUAUAACAGUUAAAUAACCUUUUAACUUAAGUUCAGUGAUAGUCUGAAUCCAACCCUAAGUUGUUUUAAAAUCUUCUCCUAUCCCUAUUAGUUGAGUUAGAUCAAGAUAUUGUUUUCUUUUAUAAAGGACACCUGUGUAUUUGUCCCAAUUAUAGAUCAGUACACACACACACACACACACACAUGCAGAGUACCAGUCAAAAUUUGGGACACACUUUGACUGCUAGUGUGAAGUACAUGUAUGCCUACCACCACGAAUUAAUUCAAACUGUUUGUCAUCCAUACACUAGAAGUGUUGUCAAGAGUCUGGAAACUCAAAAUGUACAAAGUUUACUCCAUUACUGCUGUAGAUGCAAAUGUUGUUGGAAGCGUGUUUUUUUACCAGCUGCGUUUUAUAGUCAUUCAAUUAGUGCAACAUCCGUUUGUGGUUUCUCUCAAAUAUACUCCUUGUUAAAAUCCCCUUGGAAAAAAAAUUUAUUUUGAGAGUUAUUAACAGUAUGGCACGGGUGAAUGACAAUAUUGUAUUAAAUGAGUGUACAUUUGUAAAAAAUUGUAAAAAAUAAAAAUAAAAAUAAGAUAUGGGAUGAUAAAAAUUAAGAUAUGUCUAAUUCAAAUGUACAUUGAAGUUAUAUUAAUGCUGCUAAGGUUGUAA